This is a messenger RNA of Lycium barbarum (goji berry), 1373 nucleotides long. Its product is annotated as heterodimeric geranylgeranyl pyrophosphate synthase small subunit, chloroplastic-like. Gene Ontology annotation, biological process: isoprenoid biosynthetic process. The transcript is spliced from 4 exons. The record is from RefSeq and is a predicted model, not a curated record. Gene Ontology annotation, molecular function: prenyltransferase activity. The coding region runs from base 273 to 1277 and encodes 334 amino acids. NCBI's taxonomy places the organism in Eukaryota, Viridiplantae, Streptophyta, Magnoliopsida, Solanales, Solanaceae.
GUUAUAAAUAAACAUUAUCUCAGUUUGGGAGUUAUUUAACGAUGAACUAAAUCCGUUAACAUAAGCCAAACUGUCACAAAAUCAAUCUGAGAUCCCCAACCAAAUUACAAGCUACUUAGAACUGAGAGCAGAUUCAAAUUCCCCCUUGGUGUUAAGAGUCCGAGUUAAUCUACCCGGAGGCAUAUUCAAGAUUUGAGCUUUAUGGGUUUGAGUUCGUAAUGUUAUUUAAGUAGAGGUAGAUUAAGUGCAAAGAGGGGAAAACAGAGAUCAUUAUGGUAUUCUCUAUGGUGAUGAGUUGUUCACCUCAUUUAUGUCUUCCAAGGAGCCGCAUGGUUAUGCAGAAAACAAUCCGGUGCUCUUCUUCUGUUUCAACAGCAUCUGAGUCCGUCCAGUUUGAUCUUAAGACUUAUUGGUCAACUCUAAUUCGUGAUAUCAACCAGAAGCUUGAUGAGGCGGUUCCGGUUAAGUACCCAAAUCAGAUUUAUGAGGCCAUGCGCUACUCUGUUCUGGCCAAGGGUGCCAAAAGGUCCCCACCCAUCAUGUGUGUCGCGGCCUGUGAGCUUUUCGGUGGAAAUCGCCUAGCUGCCUUUCCCACUGCCUGUGCCCUAGAGAUGGUUCAUGCUGCUUCGUUGAUUCAUGAUGAUUUGCCCUGCAUGGAUGACGACCCAACUCGACGAGGCCUUCCUGCAAACCACACAGUUUUUGGUGUAGAUAUGGCAAUUUUAGCCGGGGAUGCCUUGUUCCCUCUUGGUUUUCAGCAUAUUGUGUCUCACACUCCAACCAAUCUCGUUCCCGAGGAUCGAGUCCUCAAGGUCAUUACGGAGAUUGCUCGAGCUGUGGGAUCCACUGGUAUGGCUGCUGGUCAGUUCCUUGACCUUGAAGGUGGACCAAAUGCUGUUGAUUUCGUUCAAGAAAAAAAAUACGGUGAAAUGGGCGCGUGCUCUGCCGUUUGUGGAGGUCUCUUGGCUGGUGCUUCGGAUGAGGAAAUCCAACAUCUGAGAAGAUAUGGUCAAGCUGUUGGUAUGUUAUAUCGGGUUGUUGACGAUGUAUUGGAAGCAAAGGAGACCAAGGAAACAACCGAGGGGAAGAAAAAGAAAGGCAAAAGUUAUGUCAGCGCUUAUGGCGUUGAGAAGGCUAUGAAAGUUGCCGAGGAUCUUAGGGCAUCGGCUAAGAGAGAGUUAGAUGGUCUGGAGAAGUACGGCGAUAAAGUCAUGCCGCUUUAUAGUUUUGUAGAUUAUGCUGCAGAUAGAGGUUUUAGUAUUGACGACCAAGUCUAGAUCAUUUUAGCAUUGUCUUAUGUUUUCAUCAUGAUAACUGACCAGAACUUAUGUUGUAUGGAGUAAUAUUGUUAAUGAAGCUGUAAUUGCUAAUAA